AUGACAGAUAUCUCGUCAGUUUAUCCCAAGGUUUCGAUCGAAUUUUGUAACAAAUGCAAAUGGGGGUUGAGAAGUUUUUGGUACCAACAAGAGUUAUUACAAACAUUUGAUGACAAAAUAAAAGAACUAUCCUUGAAACCUAGAAAUGAUCAACCUGGUAUAUUUUUAAUCAAGGGAUAUUUCUAUAUCGAUACAAAGUUUCAUACAGUUGUUUUGUGGGAUAGGAAAAUUGAUGGUGGAUUCCCAGAUGCCAAAACAUUAAAGCAAAGAAUUAAAAAGUUGCUUUUCAAUGAAAAGAUUGAUAUUGGUAAACAUAACGAUGGAUGUGAUACUGUUUUAGGUAAAAGUGUUGUUUCUGAAGAAGGUAUCAAGACUGCUUGUGAAGAUUGCAUUGGCAAAUAA
Messenger RNA from Saccharomycodes ludwigii, 402 nucleotides. RefSeq names its product SelT/SelW/SelH family protein. The record is from RefSeq and is a predicted model, not a curated record. Lineage: Eukaryota; Fungi; Ascomycota; Saccharomycetes; Saccharomycodales; Saccharomycodaceae. The coding region runs from base 1 to 402 and encodes 133 amino acids. The transcript has a single exon.